Messenger RNA from Apus apus (common swift), 2277 nucleotides. RefSeq names its product Mab-21 domain containing 2 (gene MB21D2). Lineage: Eukaryota; Metazoa; Chordata; Aves; Apodiformes; Apodidae. The record is from RefSeq and is a predicted model, not a curated record. Bases 49 to 1524 code for a protein of 491 amino acids. The transcript has 2 exons.
CCCCUCGCCUUUUUUUUUAUUAUUUUUUUUUUUUCUUCUCCUCCUUGCAUGAAGAUGGCGGCGCCUCUCGCCAGCAAGGCAGGGGCCGCCGGCACCACCAGCAAGCCUCCCUUCCCGGAGCUGGAUUUCCGAUCGGGAGCCAGGGUGGAGGAACUGAAUAAACUCAUCCAGGAAUUCACCAAACACGACCAGCGCGAGUACGACGACCAGCGAGCCCUAGAGAUCCACACGGCGAAGGACUUCAUCUUCUCCAUGCUGGGCAUGGUUCAGAAACUUGACCAGAAGCUGCCUGUAGCCAAUGAGUACCUGCUGCUUUCAGGAGGUGUGCGGGAAGGUGUGGUGGACAUUGAUCUGGAUGAGCUGAAUGUCUAUGCACGUGGCACAGACUAUGACAUGGACUUCACCCUGCUUGUGCCAGCACUGAAGCUGCAUGACCGCAACCAACCAGUCACGCUGGACAUGCGCCACUCGGCUUUGUGCCACUCCUGGCUGAGCCUGCGUCUGUUUGACGAAGGAACUAUCAGCAAAUGGAAGGACUGCUGCACAAUCGUGGACCAUAUCAAUGGAGCUACCAAUUAUUUCUUCUCUCCGACAAAAGUCGCAGACUGGUUCUAUGACUCCAUUAGCAUUGUGCUCUCUGAGAUCCAGAAGAAGCCCCAACGAGGGAUGCCAAAGGUGGAGAAGGUCGAAAAGAAUGGGACUAUCAUAUCCAUCAUUUUGGGAGUGGGCAGCAGCCGCAUGCUGUACGACAUUGUCCCUGUGGUGUCCUUCAAAGGUUGGCCAGCUGUAGCCCAGAGCUGGUUGAUGGAGAACCACUUCUGGGAUGGGAAGAUCACAGAGGAGGAAGUCAUAAGUGGAUUUUACUUAGUGCCUGCAUGUUCCUACAAAGGGAAGAAGGACAAUGAAUGGAGGCUGUCAUUUGCCAGAAGUGAAGUGCAGCUGAAAAAGUGCAUCUCCAGCAGCCUCAUGCAAGCCUAUCAGGCCUGCAAAGCUAUCAUCAUCAAAUUGCUGUCCCGCCCCAAAGCCAUUAGUCCAUAUCACUUGCGGAGCAUGAUGCUUUGGGCUUGCGACAGGCUGCCAGCCAGCUACUUGGCCCAGGAGGAUUACGCAGCCCAUUUCCUCCUGGGUCUCAUUGAUGAUCUCCAGCACUGCUUGGUCAACAAGAUGUGCCCUAACUAUUUCAUCCCCCAGUGCAACAUGCUGGAGCACCUCUCUGAAGAGACCGUCAUGCUCCAUGCGCGGAAGCUGUCCUCGGUGCGCUCGGACCCUGCCGAACACCUUCGAACUGCCAUCGAGCACGUCAAAGCAGCCAACCGCCUGACGCUGGAGCUCCAACGGCGGGGCAGCACCACCAGCAUCCCCUCCCCUCAGUCAGAUGGAGGGGACACCAACCAGCCUGAUGACCGAUUAGCCAAAAAGUUGCAACAGCUAGUGACUGAGAACCCUGGGAAGUCCAUCUCUGUCUUCAUUAACCCUGAUGAUGUCACAAGGCCCCACUUCAGAAUUGAUGAUAAAUUUUUCUGAGCUUUCAUCAGUGUUUCUUGGGAUUUUUUUGCUUCGUUUUUAAAAACUCUUACAGUGUGCAGGUUUUUUCAUUUGGUUUUCCUUGAUGAUUUAGGCUCUUGUUUUUUACAUAUCCAGCGUAAUUGGAUCUGUUGAGAUCAAUCUGAAUUAUAAUUCCUGGUUCUGCAGGACGGUGCAGAUUUUGAAACAGUGUAUUACUAUUUCAUGUGCUGCUUUGAUUUUUUUUUUUACCCACCCCUUGUGUAGUUUCUAAAGGAUAACAUGCACCACGAACACACAUACCUACAGCAUAAUGUAGAAUUAUUUUUUUUUUCAAGCUUCCAUAAUUUAUGUACAUUUUUGGGCCCAGGGAAGGGAGAACUCGCCUUCCAUGGCUUCAGAAAUUCACUUCCGUUUCCAUGAGCUUCCAUCACCCUAAAGAAAGGAGGAGAGACUCUGGGUUGGAAAGCACUACUGAUAAAUUGAUGAGGCCAAAUCUGCUGGGCUGAAGCCCAGUUCAUCUGUUCUUCAUACUUCUCACACUAAGGGAGAAAGUUGACUUUAAAGAUGAUGAUGCAGCUUUUGGGGGAAAGAGUUGUUUCUGGUUUGAUCUACUUUUUGAAUGUAAUUGUUCAUAUUUGGACCUUGUAUAGUCCAGAGGGUUGUUUCUGCUGCUUUUCCAUGCGGAAUAAGGUUAUGGAAUGUUAGUUUUAGUGUGUGUAAUUAUUCAAAGCCUUAUUUAAAUUCUAUUAAAGAACAUACCAUUAUAAAUGU